AGACGCUUGAUUUCUCCUGCAAAAGAUUCUGUAAUAAUCUUAAAAUAGUCAAAACAGCCAAAAGAAAAAUAGUAAAGAAAGGAAACUACUGACCCCGGAUAUCCAUUCAAUCAUUCAUACAUGAAAAUUGGGUGAAACACCAAAUUCCUCUCCCUCUUGCUUCUUGAUCAUGGAGAUUCUAUUGCGUGUUCUGAUUCUGAUCUUCUCCAUCUUGAUUGCUCCAUUACUAUACCUCCAGCGAAAGGAGAACAAACAGCCUCCAAGUCCACCAGCCCUUCCAAUUGUAGGCCAUCUCCACCUCUUGAGAAAUACUGCUCCUCACUUGGCAUUUCAUAAGCUCUCCAUCAAGUACGGUCCCCUGGUUUCCCUUCGUUUUGGGAUUCGCCGCAUCCUUGUUGUGUCUUCUCCAUCACUUGCAGAGGAAUGCUUUUCCAAGACUAAUGAUAUCGUCUUUGCAAACCGGCCUGAGUCCAUUUCCAGUAAGCACCUUGGCUACAACCACACUACUCUUGUUUUCUCCCCGUACGGAGAUCACUGGCGUAACUUACGCCGACUGACCGCCAUCCAUAUCUUUUAUUCAAUCAGUCUCCUCCAGUCCUCCUCAAUUUGGACAAAUGAAAUGCGUUUUAUUGUCAAAAAACUAUUCUCAAGUUGCUCUGAUGAGAAAAGUUGGAAAGUCGUGGACCUGAAUUCUUUGUUCUUGGAACUGGUUUUCAAUGUGGUAAUGAAAAUGAUUGCUGGCAAAAGAUGGCCAUUCGAUCAGUUAGAUGAUGCAUUUACGCCGAGUACAUUCUCGGAUAUUUGUGAUUAUAUUCCAAUUUUCAGGUGGAUUGGUUUUAGAGGGCAGGAGAAGAGUUCGAUUAACUUGCAGAGAAAAAGAGACAAAGUUCUGCAGGAUCUGAUUGAAGAAACUCGGAAAAGGAAUGGUGAAGAUGUUUCAUGUUCAACUAAAACAAAAGAAAUUAUUCAAGCGUUGUUGUCUCUACAAGAUGCUGAUCCUGAAUACUACACAAAUGAAACUAUCAAAGGAAUAAUGCAAAUUAUGUUUACAGCAGGAACACACACUUCAGCUUUUACCAUGGAGCGCGCAAUGUCAUGUCUGUUAAAUCAUCCAGACAUAUUACAGAAAGCAAAGAAUGAAAUCGACGACCAAGUCACAUACUCCGGGCGUUUGCUGGAGGAUUCAGAUCUCUCCAAAUUGCCAUAUUUACGUUGUAUAAUUAACGAAACACUUAGAAUUUUUCCUCCUGAACCAACUCUUGUACCACAUUAUUCAUCUGAAGAUUGCAUCAUUGGAGGCUACAAAAUUGCUAAAGAUACAACUCUGUUUGUUAAUGCUUGGGCGAUUCACAGAGACCCUAACUUAUGGGAAGAGCCAAGCGAGUUCAAGCCAGAGAGGUUCGAGGGUUUGGAUGAAGGAUUUAAAUUUCUUCCAUUUGGAAAAGGGAGGAGGGCUUGUCCAGGGGCUGCAAUGGCUAUGAGAUUUGUUGGAUUGGCGGUGGGCACUUUGGUUCAAUGCUUUGAGUGGGAAAGUGCAGAAUCUCAAAUGGUGGAGUUUGAUGAAAAAUCCGGCGUCACUUUGGGCAAGACCAAGCCUUUGGAGGUAUUGUACAAGCCACGCCUUUCCAUGGUCAGCUUAAUUUCUCAACGUUGAGUUUAUAUAAUAAUUUGUUUUUAAGGUAAAACAGAGACAAAUUUAAUACUUUAUCUUUUUUUUUUAGAAACGAUAGAAAUUUUAUUUCUAAUAUUAAGGAAACAACAAUACAUUGUAUGAGCAAGGACUCAAACUUAG
This is a messenger RNA of Coffea eugenioides, 1792 nucleotides long. Its product is annotated as cytochrome P450 81E8-like. Bases 170 to 1654 code for a protein of 494 amino acids. The transcript has 2 exons. The record is from RefSeq and is a predicted model, not a curated record. NCBI's taxonomy places the organism in Eukaryota, Viridiplantae, Streptophyta, Magnoliopsida, Gentianales, Rubiaceae. Gene Ontology annotation, molecular function: heme binding; oxidoreductase activity, acting on paired donors, with incorporation or reduction of molecular oxygen; monooxygenase activity.